AUGUACUUGGAUGAGAACGCAGAUAGGUUGGUUCCUUUAAGAGAUGAAACAAAUGAGCACGUAAGGUCUCUAUUAUUCUUUGGCCUAAGAGAAUGGAGGCCAAAAAGUGAAAAAGGAUUAUCAUCUCUGUUGAAGGAUUUCAAAGUGCUUAGAGUUUUGAAGGUUGAAGGUCUUAAUCAAGUAGAAGUAGAGUUGCCAAGUGAAAUUGGAAAUAUGGUACACUUAAGGUUUCUAAGUGUGAAGGAGAGCGAAAUAAAAACGUUUCCGCCGUCCCUAGGUAAUUUAGUAUGCUUGCAAACUCUUGAUUUUCGUGUUUCCAGUUGCACCAUAGUCAUCCCAAAUGUGAUAAAGAAGAUGAAACAAUUAAGACAUUUAUAUUUACCCUGGGAAUACAGAGCAAAGGGUAAGCUGGAGCUGUCUACUCUUGGCCAUCUACAGACCUUAGAUAGCCUUUCAAGUGAGUAUUGUGAUAUGAAACAUGUUGCUAGAUUAACAAAUCUUAGAAAACUGAGAAUAGGACUGUCAAGCUCUUUGCAAAAUCUAGAGGAAAUCUUAAAAUCUAUAGGCAGCACGCUUAACCGUAUCUGGUCUCUAAUUGUGCACAACGAUUCUGAAACGAAUAGCAGUGAAGAGCAAGCUAUGCAAAUAGUAUCAAGCUGUCAAGGUAUAUACAAAUUGGCGUUGGUAGGGCCAAUUGCAGAAUUACCAAAAGAGCUCCCCAACUAUCCAAACCUCACCAAGUUAGAGUUGUGUAGGUGUGGUCUCAAGGAGGACCAAAUGGGAAUACUAAAGAAGCUACCAAACCUAACAACUUUGCGUCUUUUAUUUGGCGUACGUUUUCCAUGA
Prunus armeniaca (apricot) is the source of this 846-nucleotide messenger RNA. The record is from the annotation of a GenBank genome assembly. NCBI's taxonomy places the organism in Eukaryota, Viridiplantae, Streptophyta, Magnoliopsida, Rosales, Rosaceae.